CAAUUUACAAAUUACAAUCUUUUAGUACAAUCUGCGAUAUCUGGGCAUCCACAUUCGCCAAAAAAUGUGCGGCUAAAACCCCCCGCGACCCGCAAAGCGGCGGCGAAACAGUCGGACAAAAGCGACAUAAAGAAACGAAGCGAGAAGAAGACGGGCGAAUUAAACAAGUUUCGUUUGCGUGGAACGAAGAAUUGCGUGGAAAGAAAGCGAGCGUAGAAGAAGCAGAAGAGCAGCAAAUGCAAUAAUGUUUAAUGUUUAAACAAAUUCGCCAAGGAGUUUCGUUCUUUUUUUCGAAUCGUAAUCCGUGAGUGCGUGUGUGUGUGAGCUGUGAGUGCGUGUAUGCCAGCGUGUGUUUGUGUGUGCAUGUUGUGAAGUGGAAAGAGUGGAAAUAAAAUGAGAGUGUGCAAAUGAAGUUGGCCAAGCCCAAAACAGCGAGAAUUAAUUAAAGCGACUAAGAAAAGUGCCCGUCGCCCAAGGAUUAAUCACGCCCAGGGGUCAAGCAACCACCCACCCCGCCAAACCAGCCAACCAACCAAACAAAAACACAGAGAAAAGAGUGAAAACCGAUCGGCAGCAGGACGCCGAAGGACCCAAAAUGAGCGAGGAACUGAAAGUGGUGCUGCGGCGCAGCGAGCAGCAUUCCGGUUUCGGGUUUUCGCUACUCGGAACCACCGGACCGCCACAUGUCAUCUACGACAUCGUCGAGAAUUCGCCGGCAGCCGAUUGCGGAGCGGUUGAGGCCGGGGAUGUCAUCCUCAAAGUCAACGGAACGGAUGUCCAUCGCUACACAACGAAGGAAGUUCUCAAAUGCCUGCGCCUGUCGGAACAGCUGGUGACCUUGGAGCUGAAGCGAGAUCCCAAGCUCAAGGCGCGAAUCAAAGAGCAGCUGGCCAACACCCAGAGUCCGCACUAUGUGGACAUUGAGUCGCCGAACAUCUACGACUACCACAGCAGCAGCACCAACUCCUCGCCGAAUCACCGGCCAAACGCUGGUGGUAAGGGGGCGGCGACCACGCCCUCGCAGAGCGGACUGCGCUACAAGUCGCCCACGCACUUGCCCUCGCUGCGCCAGAAUUCGUCGCCACUGCUGGCGAGUGGAUCCACCACGACCACAACCACCGCCACGCAUACGCACAGCCACAGUCGAAACUCCUCGGCCAGCUCCACCAAGAUCAAGGUGGUGGAGACUAGCAUCACCACCUCGACCACGAACGUAGUGGGUCUCACAUCGCCCACUGGUAGUGUCGGCGGUGGUGGUGGUGGGGAGGCCACCUCGCCCACCUUCCGCCCCUCACGCAUUCCACAGGCGCUCACCAAAUGUGCCGUACCCAAGCCCGUGCCCGUGCUCCAUUCGCCGCAGAAUAAGCGGCCACGCCCCUCGCAGAUUCCGACAAAGGCGGCGAACGGAAACGGGAACGGACAUACCGCCCAUCUGCCACCGCAAUCGCUGCAGCACUCGAACAGCUACAGCGGCAGUCCGGUGACCAGGCAGCGGUUUGCGGACAGAGAGCCGGAGCGGGAACCGGAACCGAACUCGGCGCCACCGCAGCCGGCGAAGGCGCCACGCUUUGAGGCUUACAUGAUGACCGGUGACCUUAUUCUCAAUCUGUCCCGGACCCCGCAGACCAGCAACCCGCUUCCCGCCCAGGCCAAAAAGGUGGACAGCCUUCGCGAUUCACCCAGUCGUCUGGUAAAUCCGCGUAUCAACGGCGCACUAGCACCGCGUGCCUCUGGUGAAUCCUCGCCCACGUCCUCCUCCUCGGUGGACUCGCCCACCAACACCAGCUCAGAUUCCGUGAAGCGCGAGGCGAAGUUGCUGCAGAAGCAACAGCAGCAGCAGCAAACCUACCAACAGCAACAGCAGCGGGACAGCAUCAACAACAGCUACAACCGUAAGGAUUCGCUGACCAACGAUACGCUGCUUAUGUGCGAGGAGUUGGAGCCGGACGAGGAGGCCGAGUAUGUCCUGGAAGAGGACAACAAGCAGCAGCGGCAGCGCCAACAGCAACAACGAUACCGCCAGCAGCAGAAUCAGCAACGCUACGAAUACUACCAAAACGAGGACGAGCUGGAGGAGCAGGAGGAGGUUGAGGAGGAGCGCGAGGAGGAUCAAACUCACUACGACAUCACCAAUAUCGAAACCUAUCAGAGCGGCGUGGGGCGAGGUGACGACGAUGACAGUGAUCGGCAGUGCCUGGUGGACGACGACGAUGAUGAUGAUGCCUACGACGAUGAGGAGAACGAUGCGGGCGACGAGGAUUAUUCCACCAACUCUCUGGGCUCCGGUUCAGCCAAGCAACGAUUGCGCGCGCUGAAACAGCGCACUGCCACCCGCCAACAGCAGCGCAACCGCGAUGCCGUCGACUGUGCAGGACGCUCCGGAUCGGGAUCUUCAUCUACCACGGUCAAGAGCGAGGCUGGCGGCCUGGGCCUAGAUGAAACCUCCUUCUCAGUGCCAACCUCUCCGAUCUCGCUGUCGACGCCGCUGAUCGACAAGGAGACAGCCAACUCGGUGCCCACGAGUCCGGAGCCCAGUUCGCUCGUUCCGGAGUCGAGCAGUGGCGCUGGCGCCGGUGCUGUGGUGGUGCGCCGGCACAACGGACAUGUGGUGCGGAAGUGUGAUGCCGCCGGUUUCCGCACCAGCAAGUCCGAGGACCAUUUGCAGCAGAUCCAGCGCGAGGGCAUCGCCGCCGUGAUACCCAUCGACAUUGAUGAGGAUGUGAAUAGCUCGCUGAACACGCUGCUGGACACGCGUCAGGACUCCGAGGACUCGCAGUCGAUGGCCACUGUAAUUGUAAACAACUCGUCACUGGCCUCGAACAACAACGAGGGCGAGCAGACCGACAACCGCAGCAGCAGCAGCAACUCCAGCGACAACAAUAACUGCAACAGCAACACCGGCGAACCAGCAACAACUGCAACUGCAACUGCAACGGCAACUGCAACACUCAUGACUGCAACAUCAACAAGAACGAUGAACUGCAGCAGCAAAUUAAACUAUAUUUUAUGCAAAAAGGCAUCGGAUCGCGAUCGGAUCGUGUGGACCUAUAAUGCGCCUCUCCAGCCGCACCAGUUGGCGGCUCUCCAGCGACAGCAGCAACAGCAAGAGCAGCAAUUCCAGCAGCAGCAACAGCAGCUCCACCAGCAACAUCUGCAGCAACAGCAGCAACUCCAGCAGCAGCACCAGCAGCAGCAACAACAGCAGCAGCAGCAACUCUACGGUCAGCAAUCGCAUUCAAAUUCACAUUCAAGUUCCAUUAGUUCGUCGCCCCAGCACUCGGCUGUGGGCAGUCCGGCCUCGCCCACGUCGGUUUCCUCGUCGGUGAUGUCCUCGUCGGGCUCCAAGGGCGCCCUGGGCCUGGGCAGCAGCAGCAAUGGUCCCAUGGCCGCCGUGCAGCAACAACAGCAGCAGCAGCGGGAUCAGGGCGGCCAGGUCGCGCAUCCGCCCAGCGGGAUUCCUGGCCUGCUUAGCUGCCCAGGUGGUGGGCCCGGAAACAAUGGUGGUGGUGGUGGCAACAACGAUCAGAGCGUCUCAGAGGCCAUUUCGAAUAUAUCUAGUCCCGACUACCAAGACGACGAUAAUUUAUUGAGUUCUCGCGAUAUUCUAGGCGGCAUGGUACUUAGCGAUCCCAGUGAUUCGGACUCAACCAUUCUCGUCUCGGACGCGGCCGCCCAGCAGCGCCAGCAGCUCAAGCAGCAGUUGCGCGCCCAGCAGCAACAGCAGAGAGAAAGGGAACGGGAUAGGGAUCGAGACAGGGAACAGUCCGAGCACAAGGUGGUCAUCCAAGUGCGCGGACUGGACAGCAACAGCAGCGGCGGCGGCAGCGUCAACUGUACAAACGGCCGCUCCGAGGAGGAUGUGGUCACGCUGACGGACGAGCCGCUGGGCACGAUGACCGUCGGUAUGCGGGACGCCUCGCCGCCAGUCUCCGAUGAUGGCAGCGAUGUGGAGUCCCUCCACUCCUACCAUUACUCGCCCAAGGCCGUGGACUUGCCCUCGGCCAUACGCCUGGCCAAAAGACUGCACUCCCUCGACGGUUUCAAGAAGAGCGAUGUGUCGCGACACCUCAGCAAGAACAAUGACUUUAGUCGAGCGGUGGCCGAUGAGUAUCUCAAGCAUUUUACCUUUGAGAAGAAGUCACUUGACCAAGCGCUGCGUGAGUUCUUGCAGCAGUUCUCGCUGUCCGGCGAAACGCAGGAACGGGAACGGGUGCUGGUGCACUUUUCCAAGCGCUUCCUUGACUGCAAUCCUGGCACCUUUAACUCGCAGGACGCCGUGCACACGCUGACCUGUGCCAUAAUGUUGCUAAAUACGGACUUGCACGGCCAGAACAUGAAUCGCAAGAUGAGCUGUGCGGAAUUCGUCGACAACCUGGCAGAUCUCAACGAUGGCGAGAACUUUCCCAAGGAUGUGCUCAAGUCGCUUUACCAGGCCAUUAAGACCAAGCCGCUUGAAUGGGCACUAGAUGAAGAGGCUGGUGAUCUGCAGCAGCAAAGAGCCAACAAUAGUGCCCUGGGCAAUGUGGGCCACAAUCCCUUCCUUGAUCCCCCGGAACUGGCCACGGCUGUGGAAUACAAAAAAGGCUAUGUGAUGCGUAAAUGCUGCUAUGACAGCAGCUUUAAGAAAACUCCCUUUGGCAAACGAUCCUGGAAGAUGUUCUACUGUACGCUGCGUGAUCUUGUGCUGUAUUUGCAUAAGGAUGAGCACGGUUUUCGUAAAAGUCAAAUGUCCGACAAUCUGCACAAUGCAAUACGCAUACAUCACGCACUGGCCACCAAGGCCAACGACUACACCAAGAAGCAACAUGUGUUCCGGCUGCAGACGGCCGACCAGGCCGAGUAUCUGUUCCAGACUAGCGACUCCAAGGAGCUGCAGUCGUGGGUGGAGACGAUCAAUUACGUGUGCGCCGCUAUAUCAGCGCCUCCGCUCGAGGGCGGGGUGGGCAGUCAAAAGCGAUUCCAGCGUCCGCUCCUGCCCAGCAAACAAUCCAAGCUGUUGCUGAAGGAGCAGUUGGAUUCGCACGAGGUGCAGUUGGCGCAAUUAGAUCAGGAGCUUAACGAGCACAAGAAGGGUCCAAUUCCCAGCAAGGGCUUGGCUCUGCAGAACUACAAGGAGAAGGAGAGCUACUUGCAGUAUGAACUUCGUCGCUAUCGCACCUAUGUGAGCAUCCUGAGCGCCAAGAUGCUAGCUGACCAGCAGCAGUUGGAGCUGCAGGCGCAGCAGCCGUCUCCAGCGUCGCACGAGGAAGAGGCCGACACAUUCCCAGUGGGCACCACUGCCUGCCCGCCACCCACGCCGCAAAGUAUUAACCAGAAGGAUCAGCAGAAGGAGCAGCAGCAACAGCCAACGAACAGGUACAGUCAGCAGCAACGCCCCAGCGGCAGCAGCUCCUCGUCCUCCGCCCAUGUGCAGCAGGACAUUGGCUGACGCGUAAUGGGAGUUUUCUCAGCUUGUGUGGUUUAAGCGAUCGCUCCGAUCCAUUCGUUAUAUUCUGUUCUUGUCUUUCGCUAUAUGUUUUUUUGUUCCUUUCGCUUUCGUUGUUGUUUUGUGUUGAGCUGCUUUUCCAAUAUUUCUUUACUGUUGUGUUGUUCGUUCCGCAGACCGCACAGGAUCUCGGUGUCGACCAAUUUGGCCUGGCGCAAGUUGUUCUGGGACUCAGUUUGCUGCGGUGUUCUGUUGUGUUGCUGGCAUUCCUGUUCUGUUGCCACUAUUCUUCCCUAAUCCUUUCUAUGUGUAAAUAUAUUUCGUGUGUGUUCUUUUUGUUUGGCAUUUUGCUGGCAUCUAAUUACCACAUCCCUACAUAAACAAGCUUUAAUUUUGAAUAGUUUUAACUACGAUACGUAUAACAAUAACUGAAUUCAGACUUAAGAGUUGCGCGUAGGCAAUUAAAACCACUAGGUGACGAAGACCCCUAAUGUAAUUAGUUCUUAUGUGAAAAUGGUUUUAUUUUGGAAGCAACCACAACCACACAACAUGCUGUGAAAACUCAAUGAACAAUUCGUAAUUGAUAAUUAGGAAUUUAGAAACCCAAACACUCGACCGUUUCAAACGAUUUAAAGUCAAGAUUGGAAUAGUUAACUAUAGAAAGCAGUUUUUUGUAGCACUAGUAGCAAUCCAAAGUUUUGGCGUUAAAUGUAUACAAACCGAAAAAUAUAUUUAGAAACGAAAUUAAACAAAGAAUUGUAGUAAACACAAAUGUGGUUCACUAGUAGCAAACGUUUACGUUUAAACCUAAGCUAGCGGCAUUCAAAAUAUACAUGCAAACAACAUAAUCACACCCAAAAACAAAAAAAAAAGGAUUAUACCAGUUUUACAAACCCGCACACAUCCAACAGAUAGAUAUACAAUUAAAGUAGACGGAAUCAAUUAAGCCAUCCCACACUCACUCCCACACACUUCACAAUUUGCUGGUGACCUCACCGAUGUACCAUAUAUGAAUCAUGCUAACCCGACGACAUUUGGUGACCCCGAUCCCUAGGUGAACCCAAAGCAGUUGCCGUCACUCGUUGCCCGUUGCCAUUCCGUUUUCCCGUUCAAAUGCGUUGCUACGUUCCACCCAAAUGCAAGUGAAAAGUGAAAAGCAAAACCCAAAUGGAAGAAUUCUUCAAUCUUACAGAUGGUUCGAUGUCUUCUGCUGCUGUUGCCCACUCUGGCGGCACUUGAUCCAUUCGAAAAGCCUUUAAACAACUUAGUCUCUUGCCAAGAUUUAGCCAUCAGCCAUCAGCCACAGCCACAGUACACGAAGCACCACAACUCAGAGGCUAGUGAUCCGCUCCAAGCUCCAAGAGGUGCUCCUUGUAAAUGCUCUGACCCGUACUGAUCUGAUCACCUGUCUUCUUAAAUGUGAGCAGGCCGAGGCCAAAACUCAAUGUUUAUUGCUAACUCUUCAGUGUCUAGCUUGGCUUAGUGUGAUCCUAAACGAAUUCCCACCAUCCGACACCCCGUUUUUUAUUUCCAAUCACGAUUGCUAACCUCGCUUAUCGUUCUACACUUGCAGAAAAGAGAAGAAAAAGAAAUAAUUACGUUUUAUUUCGCUCUUGAUUUCGAUCAUUUCAAAACUCGCAUACCAACCAACACACACACCUACAUCACAAUCCCCGCCUCUUGGCUAUCGGUAAGUGCCAUGCCCAGAUUGAACCUACCUGCAAAUUCGACUUAUGCGUGUAACUAUCUUUUCUCUCCCCACCACAGAAGCAGGCGAUUGAACGAAUUUGAAUAGAAUACUCCAAAAUGCCACGCUGACUGCGACGGGAACACGAAACAGAUCAGAUCCACAGAACACCUGAACCACUGAACCACUCACCCACUCGCAUACUCAGCACCACUCACGCCACGCCACCACCCAAAACCCACUUACACUCAAGCGUUGCGGCUGUGCCGUGUCUGCCACUGAAGAAAUUCGGAAUUCGUGCACUUUCAAUUACUUGAACCCCAUCCGGGUUCUUCCGCGAGGAAGAGAUCAUUUGAGACAAUUAGACUACCAACGCGAUAAUUAACGAGGGAGAAUUUUACGUUUGAAGGUCGUUCAUCAGAAGACAUCGGCAACCAAGAGGAUUAUCUCGAAUUCGAGCACUUGAUUUCAUAUGUAUAAUGCUAUUUAUCCCAAAUUGGGGGUACUCGAGAUCGGUUUCACCUGAUUUAAAGCUACACAGUUUCGAUUCAAUUCGAUUCGAAUCGUUUCGAAUUUGAAUUAUCGUUCACAUUUGCUUGGCCAAAGAUUCUGCUGGACGGCUGUUUAGGAACGAAAAUGAACGAAUGAAAACUGCUUAUACACAUAGACUUAUUAUUACAAGAGUUGAUAAACAAUACUUACAUCAUUACCUAUGCUAUCAUUAUAAAUGAUAAAAAUAAAUUAUAAAUUAAUGAACAAUAUCUCUACACAACCAGAAGAUGGUGAACAUCGGCAGUAACAAUAACGAAAUGAGAAAGAGGACAAGCGCAUUAGCAUUAGCAACCUAAGCAAUUACUACCAUACCAUGUACGACUUGUUUUUGGUCUUUUGCGAUACAUUAUCACAUUAUCUGUGUAGGUACACUUACUCCAAUAUUAUGUACGGAUUAAUAUAUUUAUUUAAACAAUUAUCGGUUGAUUACGCGACAUGUCCAUGUAGCUAGAAUAUGAAAUUAAUAUCGAUUACGGGGUAAAGAAAGAAGGAGGAAACAAUAAAAUUAAAAGCAUCAUAUAUUUUUGAAUAUAUUAUGAUUAUUGUAUUGUGUAAUUAUGUAAAUGCAGAUUAUAUAACAUUGUUUAUAAUAAUUUUUAACAAUUCUACUGAAACGGCAAUAAAUUCGAAAAUACAAACUAACUGAAAGUGAAAGCAACUUGCCUGAAACCAAGCGCCUAAAUGUAUGCAUAUUGUAUAUUUAUUUAGUCAACCAUUUUAACUGGCUUACGAGGGCAUCACUUAGUUUCUAAAGCAAUACCCUUUCGAUAACAAUUCAUUUAAGACAACUUGCUAACUUAUGGCAAGAAGGGAAACAAGAAGACGAACGUGGAGACGGUGAUUUUUAUGUGAACAUUUAUUACUUACUGAUAAGCUUUGAGUAAACUUAGGAAAGCCGUUAUACUAUGCAUAUACACGUAUAUAUAUAUGAACUAUAUAUAGUAUAUAUGAAUGCUCGUGUGAGCAACCAAACAAUUACGAUAUGAAUCAUUAAAUACUUCCAAAAGCAUUAAA
This is a messenger RNA of Drosophila yakuba, 8678 nucleotides long. RefSeq names its product PH and SEC7 domain-containing protein (gene Efa6). The coding region runs from base 596 to 5428 and encodes 1610 amino acids. Gene Ontology annotation, molecular function: protein binding; phospholipid binding; guanyl-nucleotide exchange factor activity. The record is from RefSeq and is a predicted model, not a curated record. The transcript is spliced from 13 exons. Lineage: Eukaryota; Metazoa; Arthropoda; Insecta; Diptera; Drosophilidae. Gene Ontology annotation, biological process: regulation of ARF protein signal transduction.